UUGUCCAUGUGUUUCGAGCUGACACACGAAUCUCUAAGAUUUGAUUUCACGUUGUUUACUUUUGAUAACAUUAAUGCUAUUAAUAUCUUACAUACAAACGCCCAGAUAAUACACUAACUUGCAAGAAUGCCUCACAGAAAGAAGAAAGCCUUCAUCAAUAAGAAGAAUGCCGUGUCCUUCCACCUGGUGCACAGAAGUCAGAAAGACCCGCUGGCUGCAGACGAGACGGCACCUCAACAUGUCCUUCUGCCCACUGCCAAGGUGGAGGUGGAGAAGAGGAGGGAGGAACAGCGCAAGUUUGGAGUGUUUUUCGAUGACGACUACAAUUACCUGCAGCACCUGAGGGAGGCGCCACAGCCCGUGGAGCUCGUCUCCACCCCUCGGGUCCACAGAGACGCUCGCCCGAAGCCUGCUGAGGAUGAAGAGGACAUGGAGGAAGAGGACGUCCACGUCCCUGCGGUUUCCAUCAACCUGCCCUCGUCUGUGUUCGCGUCAGAGUUUGAAGAGGAAGUGGGUUUAUUAAACAAAGCUGCUCCUGUUUCAGGGCCGCGGUUGGAUCUGGAUCCUGACAUUGUUGCUGCGCUGGAUGAGGACUUUGAUUUUGACGACCCCGAGAACAUGCUGGAAGAUGACUUCAUCAUCAAGGCCAAUGACAUCAUGGGUGACGCGCGUGGGGAUGAUGGUGAUGAUGAUGAUGAGUGGGAGGACACGGAUGAGGAAGAUGAUGAGGAAGAUUAUAACUCGGCUGGUCUGUCGGAUGAGGAAGGCGCCCGGAGAGAGUUCAUGUUUGCCGACUGCGAGACGAAGAGUCGUUUUACGGAGUACUCGCUCACAUCCUCCGUCAUGAGGAGGAACGAUCAGCUCACGCUGCUGGACGACCGCUUUGAGAAGUUUUUCGAGCAGUUUGACGAUGACGAGAUCGGAGCGCUGGAUAACGCAGAGCUGGAGGGAUACAUUGAACCGGACAGCAACCGACUGGAGGAGAUCAUCAAAGACUACUUCAUACAGAAGGAGAAAGAAUGUCAGAAACUAGAUCAGCUGGGUCCUGCAGAGCUGGCCUCCGUGAGAGAGGACGAUGAAGAUGACGAAGGCGAUGAAGAGGCAGCGAUUGAUAAGAUGGUGGUAGAGCCGUCUGCAGAGCGCUGGGACUGUGAGACCAUCAUCAGCACUUACUCCAACCUCUACAACCGGCCCAAACUCAUCCAGGACCCUCCAAAGCCCAAGCAGAUCCGGGUGUCCGAUAAGACGGGGAUUCCCCUGGACGUUCUAGAGAAACGAGGCCCGACGGCCAAACAGGUGGAGAGGAUGGAGAGGAUAAACGACUCGGACCUUCCCAGAGCCUCAACACAGCCCCGCUCGCGGGACGAGAGCAUAGAGGAGAAGAGAGCCAGGAAACAGGCCAUCAAGAGCGAGAGGAAGGAGAGGAGGACAGAGAAGAAAGCCAACAAACUGGCGUUCAUGCAGGAGAAACAGAUGCAGGAGAAACAGAUGGUUAAUUUAAGAGCAAACGUUCAGGGCAUGAAGCUCUCGUAGGACGG
This is a messenger RNA of Rhinichthys klamathensis goyatoka, 1538 nucleotides long. It is a transcript of the gene ltv1, whose product is annotated as LTV1 ribosome biogenesis factor. The transcript has 11 exons. Gene Ontology annotation, cellular component: cytosol; preribosome, small subunit precursor; nucleus. NCBI's taxonomy places the organism in Eukaryota, Metazoa, Chordata, Actinopteri, Cypriniformes, Leuciscidae. The coding region runs from base 127 to 1533 and encodes 468 amino acids. Gene Ontology annotation, biological process: ribosomal small subunit export from nucleus; ribosomal small subunit biogenesis. The record is from RefSeq and is a predicted model, not a curated record.